UUCAUUAUAGAAUUUUAGCAAGGUAAGGGUUAAUAUAUGAAGUUACAUAUCACAGUGUCAACAUUACAUGAAAAGUUAGCAGCAUAAAACAAAUUUUUACUUUUGAUCAGAACUAUCAAGAUCAAUGAUAUAGUUCAAGGUAACAGCAGAGAGCUUAAAACAAAACUAUGGUCCAUUAUGCUGUGGAAAUAGAAACACUAAUAACACCUACACUGGUUUCAUAUAGAAAAUGUUCUUACAUAUUUCAGGUCCGACUCAGAGUCUGGUUCAGAAGAUGAAACUGUACCUUUUAUUUCCAAUGCAAGUCUUCAAGAUGUCAGACAGGGAAAAUUUAAAAUUAUUUACAUGCACCCUGAAACUGUUUUUAACAAGGAAGUGGGAAGAAUGAUGAGGAACUCCAGAUUUAGAGAUCUUGUUUGCUGCACUGUGGUAGAUGAAGUACAUAUGAUUUCAGAAUGGGGAACCGAGUUCAGGAAAUGCUUUGAGCGUCUUGGCGAGCUGACAUGUCUAUUCCCUAAUAUUCCACACUUGGCACUUACAGCAACAGCAAGUCCAAACGCAAUAAGCUCCCUUAUAGAAACUCUACAAAUGAGAAAUACCACCAGGGUUCUGGCUAAUCCAGACAGGCCGAAUAUAUAUAUCGAGCAAAAGGAAAGAUUGUCCAACAUUCACAAAUACGAAAAAUAUGAUGCCAUUCUGUGUGACAUUACCCAGGAAAUAAAAGAGAAAAAGAGUGAUUUCCCUGUUACAAUAAUGUACUGUGAUAACUUAGAAUCAUUGGGAUAUUGUUUUCAAUAUCUGACCUAUGAACUAGGUAAAGAUGCAUACAUUCCUGUCGGCAGUUCCGAUCCAGAGAACAGAAUUGUUGCUCAAUACCAUAAAGAUUAUACCGAAAAUAUGAAAUUGCACAUAAUAAACGAGUUACGUAAAGAAACUCCAAAACUGCGAUUGGUACUGGCAACUGUAGCCCUAGGUAUGGGUUUAAACGCACCAUCCAUUUCCAGAAUUGUGCAUAUGCGACCACCAACAACUUUGGAAAAGUAUUUACAAGAAAUUGGCAGAGCUGGAAGGAAUGGACAAAAGGCUGUUGCCAAAUGUUACUUCAAUAACAGUGACAUAGCAAAAAACAGAAAAGGGCUCGAUAAUGCCAUGGUUCUUUACAUUAAGAAUAAUGAAACUUGUCUGCGCCUACAAUUAGUACAGCACUUUGGUUAUCACAAUACCUUAUUCAAAGGAGACCCCACAAAUUGCUGUAGUAAUUGUAGAUCUGCAGCAGAACAGAAGGUUUGA
Messenger RNA from Mercenaria mercenaria, 1290 nucleotides. RefSeq lists its product as uncharacterized. The record is from RefSeq and is a predicted model, not a curated record. Gene Ontology annotation, biological process: double-strand break repair via homologous recombination; telomere maintenance. The transcript is spliced from 2 exons. Lineage: Eukaryota; Metazoa; Mollusca; Bivalvia; Venerida; Veneridae. The coding region runs from base 346 to 1290 and encodes 314 amino acids. Gene Ontology annotation, molecular function: four-way junction helicase activity; 3'-5' DNA helicase activity. Gene Ontology annotation, cellular component: nucleus; nucleoplasm; chromosome.